AUGACAGAGUUCCUCGAUUAUAAGGUUUUACUUCAGCUCAAAGAUGGGACUACGACUCAAGGAUUUGUGACACUGGUAAAUAGAUCCCAGAUAUCCUUGGGGAGCAGAAGUAUCGAAAAUUCUAAGGUGAAGGACUUGAAGGUUGUUCAGUUACCAGGAGACAAAUUAAAGCUGAGAUCGAAAGCUAGUCUAACACAAUUAGAUGAUGCCAUAGUUCUGGUUUCUGGUGCAAAUUCUAGAAGUGCCACUCCCCGUUUGUCAAAGAAGCAUCCCGACUGGGGCUCCGACGUUCAAGAUAUAAAGAGCUCCGAAGACUUUGAUUUCGCUGCCAAUUUGGCAAUGUUUGAUAAGAAGUCUGUUUUUGCUGAUUUUCAAAAACAUGACAGUGUCAGUGCUCAGGAUAGACUAGUCAGUCACAACAAGGUGGAGAAAAGAGUUAAAAAUGCACAGGACAAGUACGAUAAUGAUGAAAUGAUCCUUUCCAAAAACAAACAGGACAACUGGAAUAAAUUAGGAUCGUUAUCUCAAAGACUUUCUCUGCCAGUAAGUUCGGGGGGACUUCCAUCCACUGGCAGUAAGGUGAGCCGAGACUCCCAAGUUUACAAAUUUACUUUCGAGGAUGGUUCAUCUCCUGUGCCAUUAGCUUCACCAGUGCAACUUUUGGAGAUAGAGCGGAUUGCUGAAGAAAGUUUUGGAAUUGAUGCCACGAUAUCCGUGGAAAUAUGCGCCUCGAAUCUAUAUAACAUGAUUGUGUCGAAAAUUCUUGGUGGAUCUGUGCGGUUAAGUAAUCGCAAAAACCACAAUUUGCCCCCGUUAGUUUUGCUUUUGAUUGGGAGUGGUCACUGCAGCAGUAAGGCAUUUGCUCUCGGAAGGCACCUAUCAAAUCAUGGCGUAAGAGUUUUGGCCUACGUGAUAAAUGAGGAUAUCGUUGAAGCUGAUACACUUCGCCAAUGUCAGCUUUUUGAGAAAUGCGGGGGGAAGGUGGUGAGCACUGGAUUUCCUGAGCUUGUGGAUUUUUUGAAUAAUCAACUUGAUACUCCAGUUGAGCUUGUUAUCGAUUCCUUGCAAGGGUUUGCGAGCCAAAUUUCCGAUCUUUUCUACACCUCAGAGAGUAUGGACAUUCUAAGAGAAGUUGUCCGUUGGACAAAUGAGCCCGGGCAAAAAUUCAAAGUUUUAUCUCUUGAUAUUGCUUCUGGCAUAGACGGCGGCUCUGGUACCGUUUCCGAUCAGCUGUUGAAGAUAAACAGCAAGUUUAUUGCUUCGUUGGGUCUUCCUGUCAGCGGCUUACUCCAUGCCUACAACAACGGCUCGCUCAAUGAUGAUGUACAGCAUUAUGUGGUGGACCUUGGGAUAUGCAAUGAUGUCUACACUGCCAAACCUCAUUUGAGAAAGUUUGACAAGUUCUGGUUCUGCGCUGAAGGUUUCAUGAAACUAGAAUUGAUUUCAGAGUGA
This is a messenger RNA of Metschnikowia bicuspidata var. bicuspidata NRRL YB-4993, 1452 nucleotides long. It is a transcript of the gene EDC3, whose product is annotated as Edc3p. The coding region runs from base 1 to 1452 and encodes 483 amino acids. Gene Ontology annotation, molecular function: mRNA binding. Gene Ontology annotation, biological process: deadenylation-independent decapping of nuclear-transcribed mRNA; P-body assembly. The transcript has a single exon. Gene Ontology annotation, cellular component: P-body. Lineage: Eukaryota; Fungi; Ascomycota; Pichiomycetes; Serinales; Metschnikowiaceae. The record is from RefSeq and is a predicted model, not a curated record.